Messenger RNA from Aplysia californica (California sea hare), 2109 nucleotides. Its product is annotated as alpha-L-fucosidase-like. The coding region runs from base 1 to 1401 and encodes 466 amino acids. NCBI's taxonomy places the organism in Eukaryota, Metazoa, Mollusca, Gastropoda, Aplysiida, Aplysiidae. Gene Ontology annotation, cellular component: lysosome. Gene Ontology annotation, molecular function: alpha-L-fucosidase activity. The record is from RefSeq and is a predicted model, not a curated record. Gene Ontology annotation, biological process: glycoside catabolic process; fucose metabolic process. The transcript is spliced from 8 exons.
AUGGUAUCGUUAACUUGGGCCGGCAAAGGUCUAGCCUUUUCCUUUCUGAUUUCAGCUUGUUUUCUUUCGUUGUUUGACGAUGUCAAUGGUUACGAGCCUAACUGGAAGUCGAUAGAUUCCAGGCCUCUGCCUGGCUGGUACGAUGAUGCCAAAUUGGGUAUCUUCAUCCACUGGGGAGUUUUUUCUGUCCCCAGUUUCUCUUCAGAGUGGUUCUGGUAUAACUGGAAGGUGAUAAAAGCUCCGCCACUUGUAGAAUUCAUGGAGAAGAACUAUCCACCAGACUUUACGUACGCAGAUUUUGGCAAGGAGUUUACAGCUGAAUUUUUUGACGCAAACCAAUGGGCAGACAUGUUUGAAAAAGCUGGCGCAAAGUACGUGGUCUUCGUGAGCAAACACUGUGAAGGUUUCACUAACUGGCCGUCCAAAUAUUCCUUCAGCUGGAAUUCAAUGGCCGUUGGACCUAAAAGAGAUAUUGUUGGUGAGCUCAUGAAUGCUACGCGGAGUAGGACUGAUCUGAAGUUUGGCCUGUAUCACGUUCUGUAUGAGUGGCUCCACCCUUUGUAUCUGAAGGAUAAGGAGUCUGGAUUUAAGACGCAAGAUUUUGUCAAUCUAAAGACAAUGCCUGAAAUGUAUGAGAUUGUGGAGACCUACAAGCCUGAGAUCUUCUUUUCUGAUGGGGACUGGGAAGCUCCAGUUGAGUACUGGAAGUCUUUGGACUUCUUGGCUUGGCUCUACACCUACAGCCCUGUUAAGGACACAGUUAUUGUAAACGACAGAUGGGGAAUUGGCGCUAACUGUACACACGGAGGGUACUACACAUGCGGAGACCGCUACAACCCAGGUGUCCUUCAGAAACAUAAAUGGGAGAACGCGAUGACCAUCGACAAAAGAUCGUGGGGUUAUAGACGAAAUGCUCCAUUGGCCGAUUAUCUGAGCAUAGAGGAACUGCUGCAGACAUUUGUUAUUACUAUCAGCUGCGGAGGCAACAUGCUGAUGAAUGUUGGACCUCCAAAACAUGGCCAAAUUUCUCCGAUAUUUGAGGAGCGACUUCUUCAGAUGGGGUCCUGGCUCAAGGUCAACGGCGAGGGUGUCUAUGCUUCCAGACCUUGGACUUACCAGAAUGAGACUGUGACCAAAGGUGUAUGGUACACAAAGAAAACAGAUGCCAGUGGCACGUCCCUGUACGCGUUUGUCUUCUACUGGCCAGACACGGAGACUCUCAGCCUUGAUUUACCUCAAGUAUCCUCUGCUACCAAGGUAUCUCUUCUAGGGUAUCCGACCUUGUUCAACUACCAUGCUCGUAGUCCCAGAGGGCUGGACAUCUCCGUUCCUCCUAUCGCUGUGAGCAAAAUGCCUUGCCAGUGGGUGUGGGUCUUCAAGAUCACCGCAGUGGAGAACUGAAUUUGGAGAAAAUCACUAAUAUAAUAAUAAUUUAAAAAUCACUAAUAUAGCAAAACCUGACCAAGAAAUCGAAAGAGAGCCAUUAAAAAAGUCGUCAUAAACAAUUUCCGUCCCAUAUAGGGGAUUUUAGAGGAGGGGUGAGGAAGAAUUUUUUAAAGAGGGGGGGGGGGGCGUACGUGUUGGGAUCAUGAGCCACCUGACCUGUGGGCAGGAAGUGGUCAAAACGUUCAAGUGCAAUCCUACCCGCUCUGAUAGUGGCAUGCGUCAGUCACUCAUUGCCACUAGUGCUAGCAUCCCAUUAGGAUACCUGUUUGACCAAUCAAAUGUAAUAAUGUUAUAUGUUAUAUCUAUAAUGCACCCUUUGUCAAUACAUUUUAUUGUUGGUUAGCUGUUCUUGUUUUCCUGUUACUUUAUUUCUAGGUAUUAAGUCAUGUUGCCAUUGCUGUCUUUCAUAAUUAAUUGUUCCCCGAACUCAUUCAGUCCCGAUAGGGAUCAAAAGUGCUUCCAUCUUCACACAAAAAAAGAAAAAGAGAAUUAAAAAAAGUAAAACAAAACAGUGCGGCGCAAGUAUUUUUCUGUGGGUUUUUUUUGGUUAGUUGUCCAUUCGUUGACACACCAACAGCGACCGUGUAGUGGUCAAGCUAUUUGCAUACUAUGGAAUGGACAUGCGUUUUGCUCUUAUACUGAUUAACAAACUCACUUCGUCUA